Molecule: messenger RNA, 6394 nt
Organism: Coregonus sp. 'balchen'
Lineage: Eukaryota; Metazoa; Chordata; Actinopteri; Salmoniformes; Salmonidae
Source: the annotation of a GenBank genome assembly
AUGAAUGUCCUCCAAUGUGUCCCUUGCGCCAUCCAUCAGGACAUACAGAAAUCAUUGCAGAGGAAACACCAAUCUCAGGGAGUGUGUAGGAACCACUGGGAGACUGUGAGGGGGUUAGUCCAGCUUGGGAAGGGUAAAGCCCAAACAUCUCUUAUCAUUCCUUUUCUAAUGGAUUGGCUCUCUCCGCCUCAGAUAUCUUUAAAGCCAGGCAAUUCCAUCUUCCUUGUCUUGAUAUCUCUAAUCUUGAUAUCCUUGGUAUCACUAAUAUGUGUUUACUUCACUUAUAGGCAAACCCUUGAGAGGAUUUGAGCCAGUCUACCCGGAAAACCUUUGCAUCGACCUGAAGACAUUUUGCAAUGCCUUUCCCUUCUAUAUAGUGUUCGAUGAGGAGGUACAAAAAUAAUAUCUCCCAGAUUCCCUAUUGGUAUUGAGUACAUACACUGUAAAAAUAUAAAAAAAUUAAUGCAUUGACUGGUUACAAGUACAUUUGUUAGGUUUUCUCAAUUGAAAAAAAAAAUUGCCAAAUAUAUCACUCAAUGUUAUAUUGUAUUAUGAACAAACCCUUAUUUCAAGUUGUAACUAAUUUAUAUCAACACUUAACUUACUUUUCCCCUUUGGUUAAACCUAAUAAAUAACAUAAAUACAAACUAAUAUAUAUAGGCAACUACAACCCAUUUUUUCAUGUUGUAUCAAGUUGAUUUUUCACUUUGGAGUUACCUAUCUGUCACGCCCUGGCUCUGGAGACUCUUAAAUGUUGAGCCAGGGUGUGGACUUGUUAUGUUUAGUUUUCAUUGGGUCUGUUCUAGAUCGUUCAUAUCUAUGUUGGCCAGGGUGGUUCCCAAUCAGAGACAGCUGUAGCUCGUUGUCUCUGAUUGGGAACCAUACUUAGGCAGCCUUUUGGCACUUUAGUAUUGUGGGAUCUUGUUCUGUAUAGGUUUGUGUUGGUGAACCUUUAGACUUCACGUAUCGUUUUGUUGUUGGUGUCAAGUACUCAUUAAAAGAUGUACGCCUAUCACGCUGCGCCUUGGUCUGCCUCUUACAACGAUCGUGACAGAAGAUCCCACCAAGAUAGGACCAAGCAGCGUGUGCAGGAGCAAACGCCGGGUAUGGAACAGGAGGUUACUCUGGUAGAUGUCCUCCUCGGUUGGGGGAGAAUCACAGAGGAGGAGGCCAUCCGCUACCGGAGGGCGAUGAGGGAGGAUGCCCAGGCAGGAGAGGAGAAGCGGCGCCAACCGGGUCGUCGUCGGACAGGCGAGAGGCAACCCCAAUAAAUGUUUUUGGGGGGGCACACGGCAUGGACGACGGGGCUGCUGGAGGCAGCUACAGGGCGAGUUUGCGGACUAGGAGAGGAGGCCACCAGGUUAUGGGGGCCAUUGGUCAUGAGGGGGAAGGAGAGUGUAGAGGCACGGCGAGAGGUACUGGGGUGUGUUACCAGUCCGGUCCGGCCCAUUCCUGAUCCCCGCACAAGGCCAGUGGUGUGUGUUCCCAGUACGGUUCGGCCUGUUCCUGUCCCUCGCACCAAGCCUGUGGUGCGCGUCGCCAGCCCGGUCCGGCCUGUUCCUGCUCCCCGCACCAAGCCUGUGGUGCGCGUCGCCAGCCCGGUCUGGCAUGUUCCUGCUCCCCGCACCAAGCCUGUGGUGCGCGUCGCCAGCCCGGUCCGGCCUGUUCCUGCCCCUCGCACCAAGCCUGUGGUGCGCGUCGCCAGCCCGGUCCGGCCUGUUCCUGCUCCCCGCACCAAGCCUGUGGUGCGCGUCGCCAGCCCGGUCCGGCCUGUUCCUGCUCCCCGCACCAAGCCAGUGGUACGCGUCGUCAGCCCGGUCCGGCCCGUUCCUGCUCCCCGCACCAAGCCAGUGGUGCGCGUCGUGAGUCCGGCACGGCCCGUGCCUGUUCCACCGGUGCCUGGUCCGGCACCGGUCAGCUGCUCAACUCCGGAGCAAGAGCAAUCCGCUCCACCGGGGUCCAGUCCAGCUCCGGCCAGCGGGGCCAGACCAGACCAGGGGCGCUACGGGGGGGUAGCGAGAGAGUGGUGGUCACGCCUCCGAGGCGGAAUGCCCACCCGGCCCCUCCCCUGUUGUGUUUGGAAUGGCGCGGUCGCAGUCCGCGCCUUUGGGGGGGGGGGGGGGGGGGGGGGGGGGUACUGUCACGCCCUGGCUUUGGGGACUCUUAAAUGUUGAGCCAGGGUGUGGACUUGUUAUGUUUAGUUUUCAUUGGGUCUGUUCUAGAUCGUUCAUAUCUAUGUUGGCCAGGGUGGUUCCCAAUCAGAGACAGCUGUAGCUCGUUGUCUCUGAUUGGGGACCAUACUUAGGCAGCCUUUUGGCACUUUAGUAUUGUGGGAUCUUGUUCUGUAUAGGUUUGUGUUGGUGAACCUUUAGACUUCACGUAUCGUUUUGUUGUUUUGUUGUUGGUGUCAAGUACUCAUUAAAAGAUGUACGCCUAUCACGCUGCGCCUUGGUCUGCCUCUUACAACGAUCGUGACACUAUCAAAAUGUCUUAAAUUGGGUUACAAGCAAUUACUGUAAAUCAGUUUCCAGUUAAUCAAGAUAUUAAGUUGGUUCCAUAACAUGAAAUCAUGUCUCCAAACAUUUUCUUUACAUAAGAAUUGUACAUUAACUGGUUACCAAUAUUGUAACCAAAUGGUGACCAUCUCAUCAAUUGAAACCUUUUUUUAUUUAUUUUAUUUUUAUUUCACCUUUAUUUAACCAUGUAAGCCAGUUGAGAACAAGUUCUCAUUUACAACUGUGACCUGGCCAAGAUAAAGCAAAGCAGUGCGAUAAAAACAACAACAACACAGAGUUACAUAUGGGAUAAACAAAACGUACAGUCAAAAACACAAUAGAAAAUCUAUAUACAGUGUGUGCAAAUGUAGUAAGUUAUGGAGGUAAGGCAAUAAACAGGCCAUAGUGCAAAAUAAUUACAAUUUAGUAUUAACACUGGAGUGAUAGAUGUGCAGAAGAUGAUGUGCAAAUAGAGAUACUGGGGUGCAAAUGAGCAAAAUAAAUAACAAUAUGGGGAUGAGGUAGUUGGGUGGGCUAAUUACAGAUGGGCUGUGUACAGGUGCAGUGAUCGGUAAGCUGCUCUGACAACUGAUGCUUAAAGUUAGUGAGGGAGAUAAGAGUCUCCAGCUUCAGAGAUUUUUGCAGUUCGUUCCAGUCGUUGUCAGCAGAGAACUGGAAGGAAUGGCGGCCAAAGGAGGUGUUGGCUUUGGGGAUGACCAGUGAGAUAUACCUGCUGGAGUGCAUACUAUGGGUGGGUGUUGCUAUGGUGACCAAUGAGCUAAGAUAAGGCGGGGAUUUGCCUAGCAGUGAUUUAUAGAUGACCUGGAGCCAGUGGGUUUGGCGACGAAUAUGUAGUGAGGGCCAGCCAACGAGAGCGUACAGGUCACAAUGGUGGGUAGUAUAUGGGGCUUUGGUGACAAAACGGAUGGCACUGUGAUAGACUACAUCCAAUUUGCUGAGUAGAGUGUUGGAGGCUAUUUUGUAAAUGACAUCGCCGAAGUCAAGGAUCGGUAGGAUAGUCAGUUUUACGAGGGCAUGUUUGGCAGCAUGAGUGAAGGAGGCUUUGUUGCGAAAUAGGAAGCCGAUUCUAGAUUAAACUUUGGAUUGGAGAUGCUUAAUGUGAGUCUGGAAGGAGAGUUUACGGUCUAACCAGACACCUAGGUAUUUGUAGUUGUCCACAUAUUCUAAGUCAGACCCGCAGAGAGUAGUGAUUCUUGUCAGGCGGGCGGGUGCAAGCAGCGUUCGAUUGAAGAGCAUGCAUUUAGUUUGACUAGCGUUUAAGAGCAGUUGGAGGCUACGGAAGGAGUGUUGUAUGGCAUUGAAGCUCGUUUGGAGGUUUGUUAACACAGUGUCCAAUGAAGGGCCAGAUUUAUACAAAAUGGUGUCGUCUGCGUAGAGGUGGAUCUGUUUGUUAACUUGGCUUUCAAAUACUUUUGAAAGGCAGGGCAGGAUGGAUAUAGGUCUGUAACAGUUUGAAUCUAGAGUGUCACCCCCUUUGAAGAGGGGGAUGACCGCGGCAGCUUUCCAAUCUCUGGGGAUCUCAGAUGAUACGAAAGAGAGGUUGAACAGGCUAGUAAUAGGGGUUGCGACAAUUUUGGCGGCUAAUUUUAGAAAGAAAGGGUCCAGAUUGUCAAGCCCAGCUGAUUUGUAGGGGUCCAGAUUUUGCAGCUCUUUCAGAACAUCAGCUGUCUGAAUUUGGGUGAAGGAGAAGCGGGGGUGGGGGGGGGGGGGGGCAUGGGCAAGUUGCAGCGGAGGGUGCAGAGCUGGUGGCCGGGGUAGGGGUAGCCAGGUGGAAAGCAUGGCCAGCCGUAGCAAAAUGUUUGUUGAAAUUCUCAAUUAUCGUAGAUUUAUCGGUGGUGACAGUGUUUCCUAGCCUCAGUGUAGUGGGCAGCUGGGAGGAGGUGCUCUUAUCCUCCAUGGACUUUACAGUGUCCCAAAACUUUUUGGAGUUAGUGCUACAGGAUUUCUGUUUGAAAAAGCUAGCCUUUGCUUUUCCUAACUGAUUGUGUAUCUUGGUUCCUGACUUCCCUGAAAAGUUGCAUAUCGCGGGGGCUGUUUGGUGCUAAUGCAGUACGCCACAGGCUGUCCAGGCUCUUUAGAAUCACAGUACUUAAAUUUUUCUACUUCAUAUUCAUCAUCUCCAGCACCACCCCAACAUAUGUGAAAAUGGCACGUUUCUAUGUUUUGUAGUAAAAAAAGAUAAAGGAAGAUAAGUGUUUCCAAUGACAUCAUCGGUGUGUAUGAUGUGAUUUUAACCAAUCAUGAGUAGGCAUUAAUUGCCUACUUAUUGUCUACUAAUUUGUUGAUGUCAUUGGAAACACUUACCUUACUCUAUCUUUUUUACUAUAAAACAUAGAAAUGCGAUGUUUCCACAUAUGUUGGGGUGGUGCUGGAGAUGAUGAAUAUGAAGUUGAAAAAUGUACGAUUCAGUGCUGGCAGUGACCAUAUAAACAUUAAGAAAACAGAACACAUUACCUGGAAUUACAUUCACUCUCACGGGUGGCCAAAAAUAACAAACUGAAAGCCACGCCCCCAGUAGGCUAUGCCUCCAACUCUUCUGAUAGGCUGUCGCCACUAUAUUGCACCCACCACUAUGCAAUGCAAAUGCGCAUGUGGUGUUGAAAGCAAUUUAGAAGCUUUCCUUGAAUUAAAAAAAUCACAUUGAUCUGUCAAAUUCUUUAUUUGAUUUCAUACAAAUUGAAUAGAAUAGGUUGAACGAACCAAAGCGUAAUUUUGGAUCAUACCAAUCAGAAAAAGCACUUCAGAUGAACAACAGCACCGUCCCACUUUUUACAGUGUGGUUUAGUAAUGCCAGAUAAGCACUGGGAUGGUUUCCCGGACACAGAUUAGGUCUAGUCAUGGACUAAAAAGCAUUCUCAAUGGAGAAUCUCAAUUAGAAGUGCUUCUUAGUUCAGGACUAGGCUUAAUCUGUGUCCGGACACUGGCCCUUUGUGUAGAUAUGGUGAAUUGUAAUCUUAAUACAUGGAGUGAGGCUGCUGAAGUGCACUACUUUUGACCAGAGCCCUAUUGACCCUCGUUAAAAGUAGUGCACUAUAUAGGGAACAGGGUGCCAUUUGGGACACAACCUGAAUCUCUGCUCUCUGGUCCAACCCCUGCAGCUGAUGGUGAGACAGGCGGGGGUGAACGUCCAGAAGAUCCUCCCCGGGCUGCAGAUCCAUGAGCAUUCACCUGGACCAGUACCUUAGUAUCGUCCACCCCGAGGUCACCUUCACCAUCUCCAGCAUCAGGAAGUUCAUCAACAGCCACUUUGUCCUGCAUACGCGACGGGACAUGAUGCCCGAGGCCUGGAGGGACAGACCCAUGCUGGAGCUCAGAGGUGGAAUGAAUGAAUGAACAUAUUAAUUAAUGAAUGAACAGAUGAAGGAAUGAAAGAAUGGAUGGAUGGAUUAACGGAUGACUGAAUGGAUGAAUAAAGGAAGAAAGUCAGGAAGUAAGUAAGGAAUGAGGAAGUAAAGGAAGGAAGAAAUAAAUGAAUGGUUAAUUAUUAUUGUGUCAUGCCACUUAUGCUACCUAUCACCAUAAACAUUUGACAGAAACACACACAUCCCCCCUCCCCUCCAUUUAAUUUCCCCCAUUCACUCUCCUUAUUUCCACCCCUUACUCCCCUGUUCCCAGGUCAGAUGUUGUGGAUAGAAUCUCUGCAGUGCAUGCUGUACCAGGCCUCCCCUUUGCUGUGGAGCCUCCACGAACUGGAGGAGCAGAGCAUGCACAUCUCUAACGUUGCCCCUCAGGACGUCACGCGGGACCUCAUCCUGCUCAACCAGCAGCGGCUGGCCCAGAUGGAGCUCUCCAACCAGCUGGAGAGGAAGAAGGAGGAGCUCCGACACCUGUCCCAGCAUCUGGAGGAGGAGAGGACCAAGACGGAGAACCUGCUGUAA